AUGGAGCUGCCGCAAAUCGGGUUGCCAAUCUCCAGGAAACAGAUGGAGAUCGCCUGCUACGACAAGCGGACGGCGUGUGUUGGUUCUCCGCCGUUCCUCGUCGUCUUGGUUCUUACAAUGUCUGAUAAGCCUCGGCAAACUAUUCGGCAGUCCUUCAAUAUUAUGCAAAGCACAUCUUCUGGAAACUUAAUCCUCGCUCUUUCCAGCUUCCCCGUCGCCUCAACCCCUUGUUACGAAUCAAUCCACCUCAGGCGGGCCUCGGAUCCUCCGAUGCCUCGGACUCGACUCCUCUCGCUCCACCGACCGCCUCACCCGCUGCAACCGCUAGCAACUCUCACCCACGCGACCGGGCUCAAACACAGCCACUCCUCCAGACCGCUACUGCCGCCGCCGCAACUCCUCCUUCACCCGCAACAAAAGUUGCCAGCUCGUCCUCUCUCCGUUGCUCAGAUAAAAACAGCCGAAUGCGAAAAUUCCGCGCAGCUGCUUCGAGGUGCUUCAGAACCCCUGGUUCGUUCAAGGUCCACCAUGGAUUCUAAACAUUACAGCACUUCCGCUGAAUCCCUCCACAGUCCUAAGGUUGACUAUAAGAGCCAGACAGCAUUCCCGUAUUCAUCCACUCCCAAACCUUUCCUGUUAAAAGAGCUUCCCUUUGGAUGUCUUGAAGCCAGUAUCCCCACAACUAGCCUUUCCCCUGAACCGUCUGAGGACUGUGUUUCUGAGCAGCACGAACGGACAAUUCAAAAAAGCUUUGCCUCUGGAGCUCGUCUGGCCUCCGAGGAGUUUCCUUCUUGGCGUCUGCACAGACUGUCUGACUCCAAACACACCUCUGUGAGGGGCGCAUGCAAGCGAAUCACUGAGAAUGGCUGUUCGCCGGCUGAGCGAGUAAAGAAGAUGUCUUCCUUCCAGGCAGAUUAUUCGUGCGCAAUACCUGACGGCCUUCCCCCGUCACCAGACCGCCAGUCCCCCCACUGGGACCCCAAUAAAGAAUAUGAGGACUUGCUUGAUUAUACCUAUCCAAUCAGGCCAAAAUAUAAACUGGCUAAGAGUCUCAAGUAUGGACUGCAUGAUUCCUCUAUCCACGAUUCAGGGAUCGACCUUGACAACAUUUCUGUUUCGCCCGAGAGUACCUUGAAGUCCACGAGCGUGCCGGGUCAAGAACUGACUACGGGGGACCAGACCGCACAGAGAUUUCAGACCUCCUUGUCGAAAAAGCCUGAAUGUUCAUCUCCAGUAUCUCACUAUGGUCUUUCGCCAGUUGGGAAAGUAUCCUUUGCAGAUGGCAGUCCUAUAGGUAGAACCAUUUUUUCUAGAGAGUUGGCAGCCGGUUUAUCUCCUAGACGUAAGGGACCCAGUUCAUCUGAUUCAACCAACAUAGAGAAGCAACGUUGGGAAGUUAGAGAACAUAGCUAUAUUACGGGGGACACCAACAAAUAUGGCUGUGUCUCACCGAGAACUGCUGUUGGUAGCUUCCUACGCUCCACAAGAAUGUUGCCAUUACAGACCGAAUGUUGUAGUGACGAGGAGUAUCUCCCGCUUCCACCACGACUCAAGGAGUUAGAGAGGUUGGCUCAACAACUGAUGGAUCUCUCGCUAAUGAUAAGGCAACCUAAAGAAGGAGACGGCUUCCCAUCCUUCCGGGGGACUGGAGAGCACCUUCCGCCGGAGGCUCGCGGACGUGAUGGGAGCCAGUGGGAAACAGACUGUGAUUCUUGUCUUGCGGAUAGCUCUCGGGAGCGUAGUGAGGAAGACCUCCUGAGCAAUCAGGGCUGUGAAGACGGUGUGAACACGCAUGAAGAGACUGCUAGCACCGACGCGAGGGAUUUUGUUGGGACAGAAUGCUUUGAGAUGGGAAGGGAGUGUAAAAAGGAAGAGGAGGGCCAUGAAAGGGACUCUCUUGCACAAUAUAUUAAGGUGUUUUGCUGUCGACUAGAAGAGCUGAUUCGUUGCCUGCACAAGAUAGCGGAAAUUACCGACAACUGGAUCCCACCCAGGCCAGAGGUUGAAAGUGUGAAGGCAUCAUUGCAAAGUUACCGGGCCUUUAAAAAGGACUUAGCCGGCCACCAAGCGCUGACGGAUGCUGUCUUGCGAGAUGGUGAAAGACUCCUGAAAAGCAUGGCAUCCAAUUCACCUGUUCUGCAGCGAACCCUCAGGUUGAUCGCGAAACAAUCCAACGAGCUCGAAAGCAACGGCGAACAUUUGUACGAAUCGAUCCUGGGAGCUCUGGACACUUUGGACGCUGGCUUGAGGAAGAGCCGUGUCCCUCGACAGUCAGCUGACCCUACUGAGGCGUCAAAUUGGCUGACGUCGGCCACACGUUAAGCUGAGCAGAGGGGCUGUGCAGAUACAGAAAGGCGGAAGCGGAACACGGGCUUUGCAAAGUUGAAGUUUGUUUUUCCCAUGGAGAUGGAAACAGACAUCUUUAAGCUGAAUUUUAAAGGGAAGGGAUGGUAGGAACUGGUUUUCGACCAGACAGCAAAGUGCUAAGAGUAUGAAAGCAAAACGUUUUCACAGAACUGUCUCAGCACUGAAUUAAAACUAUAUAUUUUA
This is a messenger RNA of Heteronotia binoei (common prickly gecko), 2550 nucleotides long. RefSeq names its product centrosomal protein 68 (gene CEP68). The record is from RefSeq and is a predicted model, not a curated record. Lineage: Eukaryota; Metazoa; Chordata; Lepidosauria; Squamata; Gekkonidae.